AAAAUAAGCUAAAGGGCUUACAGAAAGCAGUUAUAAACCAUCUGGAAAAUUUAAUUUGAAAUAACAGGUACAAUACUGUAAUUACAAUUUCAAACUCGGAUUCAGUAAUGUACUUUGAACCCAUUACCUGUCUUAUUCCUUUUACAAUAAGAAACGCAAAGCUUUUAAUUUACUUGAUGUGGAUUAAUCUUUUUUUUCUCAUGUUCAGAAAUAUGUACAAUUACAAAAUCGUUCAAAGUAUUAAUGACAAUGUUAAAUGAUGAUGUUUGCUAAGUGAUAAUGCUUGUUCUAUAAGACGGCUGGAACAUCUGAGGAAUAAGAAACCAAACACAUAAAGGAUUUAGUUACCCUCUCCUUCAGUGGAAAUUUACAUUCUUCUGAUUUUUGUCUAGAGGUGCGCAUUAAGUACUGUGAGCAAGAAAAGCAGCUCCAAGACAUACAUGUGGAUUCUGGCUCACAGUCGAUCAUCUGAGGACAUGUCCUCAAUUAACUAACGAGGCGCCGGGCAGCACUUCCCGGAGUGGCCUUGCACCCAUUGGGACUGGAUCCGGUGGGACCUACCCAUCGACAGCAGCACAUCAUCACCACCACGCGGGUGGUGGCGGAGGGGCAAGCAGGCUGGGCUUCGCAAUGACCCACGACGCCAAGAGGUGCAGGAAACUCGCGCCCGCAGACCGCGCCGUGGGAGAGCCUCCCGGGCGCUGCGCCCCCGCCCUCCGCCCGCGCCCCUGAUUGGGUCCGCUCUCAUCUGCCCACUCCACUCGGCUCCCCGAGGAGGAAGCCAGCGAGUCCGGCCCAGGCCUUGCCCCGGAUCAAGCGGGCACGUUUUGUUUCUGAGGCCAAAAGGCCUUUGCUGCGAUGUCGGGAGGACAGCCGACCGCCGACUUGGGAGUUUAAGGAGCCGGGCUCGGAGUUGGUGGAGUCCAGGCUGCACCAGAACGUUUACUCGCUCUGGUAAUGGAUACACGCUGGAAGCAUCACUGAAGCCUUCCCGGCAUCCCACCUACCACACAGCUACACUUAACUUCCGCAGAAGGAAGUACAUGGGAUACCUGCUCGAAGCCAGCCACCGAACUCGAUGAAGGAUGCCGGCGUGGGAACAUAUUGAUGUGCCAGUGUCCUCAUUCUAUAGUGUGUUCCAUUCUUUUGCAAGCUCAGCAAAAAUGGUCUUCAAAGAAAACAUUUUGUGACAUAAGAAGCUCCUUUUACAUUUGUAACCACCAGCCUGUCUUAAGAUGAACAUCGGUUCUACAGAGUACGAAGUUCUGAGAUCUCGAAGAAGCACAUGCCCAUUUAACACGGAGCCUAACUAAGAACGGACGUCAGAAUGUUUGUUAGUGGCAGAAGAGUGAAAAAAUGGCAGUUUGUCCAGUUAUUUGCCACUUGUUUCAUACUGAGCCUCAUGUUUUUUUGGGAACCAUUUAAUAACCACAUUGUGAGCCAUAUGAAAUCCUACUCUUACAGAUACCUCAUAAACAGCUACGACUUUGUGAAUGAGAGCCUGUCUCUUAAGCGCAGCGAGGAUGGGGCUCCUCGCUACCAGUACUGGAUUAACCACAAGGAGAAGUGCCAAGCACAGGAUGUCCUCCUUUUACUGUUUGUAAAGACUGCUCCUGAAAACUACGACCGACGUUCUACAAUCAGGAAAACGUGGGGCAAUGAGAAGUAUGUUCGGUCUCAACUUAAUGCCAACAUCAAAACUCUGUUUGCCUUAGGAACACCUUCGAACCCACUGACGAGAGAAAAACUGCAAAGGAAAUUGGUUUGGGAAGACCAAAUGUACAAUGAUAUAAUUCAGCAAGACUUUGCCGAUUCUUUCUACAAUCUGACUCUUAAAUUACGUAUGCAGUUCAGUUGGGCAAAUACCUUUUGUCCACAUGCUAAAUUCCUUAUGACUGCUGAUGAUGACAUAUUUAUUCACAUGCCAAACCUUAUUGAAUACCUCCAAAGUUUAGAACAGAUGGGUGUUCAAGACUUUUGGAUUGGUCGUGUUCACCGUGGUGCCCCUCCCGUUAGAAACAAACACAGCAAAUACUAUGUCUCCUAUGAAAUGUACCAGUGGCCAGCUUACCCUGACUACACUGCUGGGGCUGCUUACGUGAUCUCUAGUGAUGUAGCUGCCAAAGUCUAUGAGGCCUCACAGACACUCAACUCUAGUCUUUACAUUGAUGAUGUGUUCAUGGGCCUCUGUGCCAAUAAAAUGGGGAUAGUACCACAAGACCAUGUGUUUUUCUCUGGGGAAGGGAAAACUCCUUAUCAUCCCUGCAUCUACAAUAAAAUGAUGACAUCUCAUGGACAUGUUCAAGAUCUUCAGGUCCUUUGGGAGGAUGCCACAGACCCUAAAGUGAAAACAGUUGCAAAUGGUUUUUUUGGCCAGGUAUACUGCAGGAUAAUGAAAAUAGUUCUCCUUUGCAAGUUGACCUAUGUGGACACAUAUCCCUGUUGGGCUGCCUUUGUCUAAUAGUACUUGAAUGUUGUAUGUUUCCACUGUCACUGAGCCAAACCUGGACGAAAAACCUUUAAAUGUUUGUCUAUACCUUAAGUGAAAGAUGAAUCUGAACAAAACAAAGAAAUAUUUUGAAAGUGUAGUCUCAGAAUUUUUCUUUGAUUGUAGAAGCUAUUCAGUAUAACUUAUCUACUUCAUUGCCUAAAUCCAUUUCAAGGAAUUUAUAUUUAGAAAAGGUUUGUGAAAACAAAACUAAAGGGAAAUUCAAGUUCUCAAUGCCACACAUGUAUCUGCAGCAUAAAGAAGUUAUUAAGGAACCAUAGUGUUAGAAUAACUGCAUUGGAAAGUACCAACCAAGUGUAGAGUGUACCAUUUCAAAGAAAGGAAUAUGUUGUUAAACUAGGUAUACAAGUUAAUUUUUAUUAAAGAGCACUUGAUGGAAAUGGUGGGGGCAGCGGAGGAUUGGCAUAAGAGAAAGUACUGCAUCUGGUAAAGGCAAGCCUCAUAUUUUUCAGAGAAGAUUUAGGAAAAUGUAUAGCAGGUCCUCAAAUAACCUGGUUUUGUCAAGCAUCAUUUUGUUACAGCAUUGAUGAGAUUUUGUAGGAACUUGACUCUUGUUUAUAUCAAUUAGCCUAUUGUAAAAAUUUUUCAUUAUACAUUGUUCCACUGCAGUUCCAACUUACCGAUAAUGUUAAAUGAGGACUUCCUGUACACAAUUUCUUUAUAAACAGCCAAAUCACUAUUGUCACAUCCAUGUAGAUAGUAUUGGGGCCAUUUAAAACAUAUUUAUGUCUUUUCUUUUUCCAAAGUUUAAUGUAAAAUUGGAGAAGUCAUUAGCUCUGCCCUAACUGGUACUCUCUAUAUAUUUAUCAUUAGAAAAUGACAUAAAACAUGUCAGCUUGCUACCCAUAGGGUCCUUCUGUAGGAAGAAAUCAUUGUUUAUUUAAAUAAGCUGAUAUUAAUUUUAACUCAAUGAAUUUUUCAACUGGUUCUUAAAUAUUCAAUAUCGGUCUGUUUUUAAGGUAGUUAUUUGAAUGUAGUUUGCAUAGAGGCAUAAUAUAAUGAAGACUUCAAAUGGAAAGGUAGAACAUUAAAAACUUCUUUUCUCUAUAAAUUAUAAAAUAAAAUUCUUAAUAUCUAAACUAUUGUAAUGGUUACUAAAAUUAGUCUACUCCUCCCCAACAGGUCUCAUAAACCACAGUAUUUUGUACCAGUUUCAGAUUUUAAAAUUGAGAGUAUUAAACAUCACACCAAAACUACAGUAUCUUCAAAAAAUCGAUUUCAUCAAAACAACCAUUAGACGUAUCUCUGACUUUUAAGUAUUUCAAACUUGAAGUCAGAAUGAAAGUUGUCAGAAUGAGAUUGAAAGCAUUUGUAAAGCCAUAUGUCCCUUAUAAUCAAGGAGAUGUGGCUGAGAUAGAAUAGAGGGAGUUUCAUUUCUUUUACAAAGCAGGGUAGAAAGGUGGCCACGGUGCUAACAGCUUCCCCUCACUGCAGAAAGAACGGGGUGAUGCCUGUUAUUAGGGGGAUCAUCUGAAAGCCAAAAUAGCGACUUCAGCAAAAGUAGUUGUACUGAUUAUAGAACCUUUGUCUGCAGAGGUGCUUGUUAGGGAAAACGAAGAGUCUCUCAUUUAGAUGAUGUUUGAAACAUGGAAAACAAAAGAAUCCUCAGUAAACACAACUAGAUGAUGGCAUAUACAAUUAUUUUUUGCAGGUAGCUUUUUAAUGUUUACAGAAAUCUUUUUCUCUAUUUUGAACAUUGAGGCUUGUUUAUUUUGACUGCUGAGAUAAUUCAGAAUUCUUAACUAAUGUCAAAACUACAGUGUCAACCAUUGUAGUUUAUAGUUCCCUUCAGAGUAGAUUCGGGGUUUUUAGAUUACAGCUUGAAAUUUCUGACCAAUUUAAAAAACUGGAGAGAAUAAAAGCACAGUGUGACAAAGCAGACGUAUAAUUAAUUUUCAUUAGUUGCGUCUUUAUAUAACAGCUUGCCUUUUGGCCAUACACACCCUGUGUAGCUAUACUUGUAACUGUCUAAAUUUUUCAUUGGUUGGAAAUAUCAGCGUCUCCCUGGCCAUUGAAACGAUCUCGUUUGUUUACAGCAGUACUUCUGUGAAACAGUUAUUUAUUUGUGAAAGAGCUCUCCUCAACUGUGUUCAUCUUUUUCCUUUUUGCUGAGAAUAGAACAGAUUUAAAUUUGCAGGAAAUAUGAAGGCCCUUCCUUUUUGAAUAAGAAGGAAGUUUCCAGAUGCUUCUUUCAUCAGACUUAAAGUACUGAGAAGACUAUUUGUAAAUACAAUAUAAGGAUUCCCGCCUUUUAAAAAGGAAGGUACAACUUUGGUGCUCCAAUGCAGGGCUGUCUGAAAACUCAUAAACGAAGGGAAAAUAAACAAUCAGCCUGGACGGUCACUUGGGUAGAAGACGGUUGUACACAGUGUUAUUGCUAAAAACGUUUUACCUCUUGGUUGGUUCGCAUCUUUUUUUCUUUCAUAUUAUUAAUUUGAUACCAAAAUGUUAAAUAUUUAUAUUAUUUGAAUUUUGCUUAUAUGUUAAAAUAAUUAGUGUGUUUUUUUUAAAAAAAAAUCUGUGAUUUACAAUAAACAACUUGAAAAUUG
Molecule: messenger RNA, 5058 nt
Organism: Myotis lucifugus (little brown bat)
Lineage: Eukaryota; Metazoa; Chordata; Mammalia; Chiroptera; Vespertilionidae
Gene: B3GNT5
Product: UDP-GlcNAc:betaGal beta-1,3-N-acetylglucosaminyltransferase 5
Exons: 3
Coding region: 1328-2461 (377 amino acids)
Biological process (GO): brain development
Cellular component (GO): membrane
Source: RefSeq, a predicted model, not a curated record